Molecule: messenger RNA, 2034 nt
Organism: Dictyostelium discoideum AX4
Lineage: Eukaryota; Evosea; Eumycetozoa; Dictyosteliales; Dictyosteliaceae
Exons: 2
Coding region: 1-2034 (677 amino acids)
Source: RefSeq, a predicted model, not a curated record
AUGAAAAAACCAUAUAAUAAAAAAGUAAAUGUAAACAAAUGUAUGGCAAAUGAUUUGAUUAUUACUUUUCCAAUGAGAGAUGAACAAAUUAUAGCCAAACUAGAUUCAAUCAAAAGAUGGAAAAAUGUAAAUAAAAAUCUUUAUUCAAUUGAUGAUUUUUGUUCAUUAUUGAAUGAAUUUGAAAUGAUUCAAUUUUCAAUAGGAGGAAGCCCUUUGUUUAAUAAAAACAAUGGUAAACAAUAUAAUUAUUUAAAAGAAUACAAUUUGACUUCAACUUAUUUUAAAAUGAUUCAAAGAGAAAGAGAUUUUUCAGUUUUAACAAGUUUUAAAUCUGAUAUUAUUAAUAAUGGAAUUCAAAAAAAAUCAAAUGGAUUACGUACUCAAAUUUUAGGUAAAUUAAAUGAUGAUGGAUCACCAAUUUUUAAAAAAGAUACAAUACUUAAUCAUGUAGCUGAGGAAUUAAUAAUAGAUAUGAAAGAAAAUAAAGCAAUUGAGAUUAAACAUGAAUUUUUUAGAGAUAUAGAUUUUAAUAGAUUAAAUCGUAAAACAAAUAAAAUUGGUGAAAAUUGGAUCACUGUGGAUAAAUUUCCAUUUGGUUCACUUGUUAUUCCAAAAUUUAAAGAAAUUUGUCACUCUGUUUUAAAAGAAUUAUUUUUAAUUAAUAGAGAUGAUACACUAAUAAAAAUAAAUUCAUUAGCAGAAGAUAUUUUAAUUGGAUUUAUUGAUAGUUGUUUCAAUGAUAAAACUCCAGUUGGAAAGGAAAUUUUAUUUGAACUUUUUAAAAACCAUAUACUUAAUAAUAAUAAAACUGAUGAAAUUGAAUCAUUAUUCCCAAUUGAAAGAAUAAUAAAUAGUUGUAUUAUUAGAGAUGAUUGGUUUAGAUUUAAUUAUGGUAAAUCAAUAGCACAAGAUUUAUUUUUACCACAUUUUCAAGAUAGUUUUUCAAUAAAUGUUUAUGAAAAUUAUCAAUUAUUCACACACAAAAAUAUUUCUAAAUUAUCAGAUAAUGUAUUGUUAAAGCAUACAAAUAGGAAAAAGUCAGAAUCAAUAGUGAUUGGAGAAUCAUCAAUUGUUAAUAAGGAAAAGUUUAUUGAAAAUUUUCAUUUGGUUACAAAUAAUAUGUUUAAUGAUUUUUCAAAAAUUCCAAAAACAUGUUAUUUUAUUGGUGGUAUACUUACAGCAUGUUUAACAGAUUCAAUUAAUGAAGAUGAAUAUAGAGAUAGCGAUAUUGAUGUUUGUUUUACUGGUUAUGAGUCAAAUGAUAUUGUAGAGUUCGUUGAAACAUAUUUUGGAUCUUUGGAUGAAUUACAAACUGAUAAAACAACUACGAUUCAUGGUGAUCAUUUAACAAUUUCAAAGUAUUAUCCAAAUAGACAUGUUCAAAUUAAUCUUCACUUUUAUCCUACACUUGAGAGCAUUUUAGUAGGUGUUGAUAUCGAUGCAUCUUGUUUUGCAUUCAAUGGAAAGGAUUUAUACUGUUUGGAAAGAGCUAUGCAUUCAAUAAAUUAUAGUAUUAACAUUGCUUGUGAAUUUAACUUUAAUGUUAGAGGUAAUGGCCAUUAUCAAAAACGGUUGGUUAAAUAUUUAGAUCGUGGUUUUCAUAUCUACUAUUUACCAACACCACAAAUUAAUUAUUUUUUUAGUGAUAUUAUACUUAAGGUGAGUGAAAAUGAUGGGUUCUCUCCAACACUUAAUCAGAAUGGAAUUGCUUUAUUAGCAUCAGCAAGCCUAUCAAAACAAAUUCUAAAAGAGUUAAAGAAACCAUCAUUUUCAAUUCCUUAUGGUCCAUCAUAUGAUAAAAUAAGUACAGAUUUGUUCAUUAGAUCAACCUAUAAAUCUAUGUAUAAUGGGUAUUCAACACCAAUGUGUCAUAGAAUUAUAGAUACUGUUGGUGAAGGCGAAGAUUCAAUUAAUACCAUUUUAUUUGAAACCAGAUCUAUCGAGAGUCUAUCUUUUAAUAGAUAUUCAUGGGAACAACAUAUCACCAAUGAAGCUUUAAGAUCAAAUUUAUUUAAUUAUAACCAAUUUUUUUAA